Molecule: messenger RNA, 1830 nt
Organism: Desarmillaria tabescens
Lineage: Eukaryota; Fungi; Basidiomycota; Agaricomycetes; Agaricales; Physalacriaceae
Exons: 8
Coding region: 1-1830 (609 amino acids)
Biological process (GO): mRNA processing
Cellular component (GO): spliceosomal complex
Molecular function (GO): mRNA binding
Source: RefSeq, a predicted model, not a curated record
AUGCAACCCAUACCAAAUCGAAUGGGACUUGGUCUGCGUCCACCUUUGCCGUCGUACGGCCAGGGUCCCUCAAUAUCUGCUCUUGCACAGCAGCAGCAAAUGCAUUUUGUACCGCCGAAUCAGAAAUUCACAACAUUAUUCGUCGGGUCAAUAUCGGGAGGCAUUCAGGAUAGUUUUUUGAACCAAUUGCUUUCCGCUUGCGGUCCUAUCAAGUCUUUCAAGCGCCUAAUCACGCCUGCGAACAAGCCUCAAGGAUUUGGCUUUGCAGAGUUCGAGGAACCUGAGGGCGCUUUACGGGCUCUAGAAUUGCUCAACAACGUGGAAUUACCGGCGCUGGAAGACGGUUGUGCGAAUAAGAAGCUACUGGUCAAAGCAGAUGAAAAAACGCGCGGUUUCUUAGAUGCCUAUCAAUCGCAACGAAUGGCAACGGACACUGACGAAGCACGGCGGAAAGAAUCCAAAGCUAAAAUUGACGAGCUCGUCGACGAAAUUAAUAAGACAUCAGAAGAUGCUGCUAAUAGUGGUCUGAUUGACCGUGAAAAAUACGUGAUUCCGCCUCAUCUACAUGAUCUCCAGGAGGCCGAUCUACCAGAAACACAGCGAGGCCUGGUCAUCUCAGAAAUCGCACAGUUUCGCGAGAGGGCUGCGAAGCGUGAGCGGGAAAAGUUGCGAGAGGCUGCUUCUGGACCAUCAGGGGCGCCGAGUGGACCGAAAAUGCGAGAAUGGGGAAAGCCACAGCCCACAGCAUCAGCGCCACCGAAGCAGCAAGGGUUUGGCAAAGGUGCACAAGGCUACAGUAAACCAGUGGGAUUUGUCAAAGCAGGAGAGGAUAGAUCUUUGGAUGACUUGCGGGCUGCGCCUGGUAAAACAGCUAAGACCGACGAGGAGCUGGAGUUUGAGAGGAGGGAAGCACGGAAACGCGAAGAAGAGAUUUCGUUCCGAGACCGGGAACGACGGUACGAGCCUCGAGAGCGAACAAGGAUACUCGCUCUAGAACGCGCUAUUCAGCGUGAGAGAGCCACUAGGGAUGCAGAGGAACGAGAUAGGAUUGAAAUGCGAGCACGGCUAGACAUUUGGGACGACGAUGAGAGUGACGAGCUGUUCUAUGUUGAUAGGGCCCGAUGGCGGCAAGGUCGAGCACGUCGGCUGGAAGCAGAAGAGGCCGCCGAUGACAAAUCACGUCGGUUUGAAGAACAAGAGGCUGAGAACCUUCGACGAGAGUCGGAGGACUUCUUGGCGCGACAAAUGGACGAGAUGCAGGCCUUGGCUGAAGAGCAAAGGAAGGCAGGGCUAUUAUUGGAUGAUGGCGCUCCGGUGAAGCUCAACGUAUCACUGGCACCUGCGACUACGAAAGAGCCGGGGAACAAAGAGAAAGCAACCUUGUUCGUCCAAGAAGAAGAAGAUGACGAUGAAGUAAAGAAAAGGAAAGUUCCUCUUGUGAAGCUCGACUUUAGUGUCGCGGAGAGCAGUGAGCAGACUAGAGCAAGGUUGGAGAAGAUCAAGGAGUCCGUACCUCAUGAUAGAGAGACUUUGUUCAAGGCAAAGGUGCGCUGGGAUGGUCUGUCUGAUAUAAUGAUUGAUAGGAAGCUCGAACCACUUGUUAAACGUCUUAUGGUUAAAUAUCUUGGUGAGAUGGAAGAGGAAGAUCUAAUCAUGUUCGUUUUGGAGCAUCUCAAGGAUCAUAAAGGUCCGCAAAAGUUAGUUGAAGGUCUUGAACCUGUGCUGGAAGAAGAGGCCAUCGAGCUGGUUAUCAGUGUUUGGCGUCAAGUCAUCUUUGAGAGCAUGGCAUACGGCGAAGGUCUUCACAGCGAGAAAUUAUUCGUUGACUAG